Messenger RNA from Brenthis ino (lesser marbled fritillary), 381 nucleotides. NCBI's taxonomy places the organism in Eukaryota, Metazoa, Arthropoda, Insecta, Lepidoptera, Nymphalidae. The record is from the annotation of a GenBank genome assembly.
AUGAAAACCUUUAUCAUCCUUGCCCUCGUGGCGGCUGUUUUUGCCGCUCCUCAAGCACCCACAGAACCAAUCCCAAUUUUACGUCAAGAUAGCGAAAUCAAUCCUGAUGGUUCUUUCCAAUACUCAUUUGAGACUGGUAAUGGUAUCGUGGCUGACGCUAAUGGGGCAGUUAGAAACAUUGGCGCUGAAGAAUCCGCUCUUGAAGUUCAGGGGCAGUUCAGUUAUCUCAGUGAAAAGGGUGACCCAAUACAGCUGACCUAUUUGGCUAAUGAAAAUGGAUACCAACCACAAGGAAAGCAUCUGCCGACCUCUCCUCCCAUCCCCGCUGACAUUCAACGCGCUUUGGACUACCUCGCCACUGCUGCACCCCAACCUCAACGU